This is a messenger RNA of Epinephelus lanceolatus (giant grouper), 853 nucleotides long. RefSeq names its product cilia- and flagella-associated protein 20-like. The record is from RefSeq and is a predicted model, not a curated record. NCBI's taxonomy places the organism in Eukaryota, Metazoa, Chordata, Actinopteri, Perciformes, Serranidae.
AAACGGGAAACAAAUCUGUAAACAAACGUAACGCUCGUUGGCUAGCAACAGCUUCAUGUAGGCGUAAACACAUUUGCAAAAGGACUGUGGACCAGGAGCAGAGAAGAUGUUUAAGAACACGUUUCAAAGCGGAUUCUUGUCUAUUUUGUACAGCAUUGGCAGCAAACCGCUUCAGAUAUGGGAUAAAAAGGUGAGGAAUGGUCACAUCAAGAGGAUCACAGACAAUGACAUCCACUCAUCGGUGUUGGAGGUAGAGGGGACAAAUGUCAGCACCACGUAUAUAACAUGUCCCCCAGACCCAAAGAAGACACUGGGCAUCAAGCUUCCUUUCCUGGUCAUGAUCAUCAAAAAUCUCAAGAAGUACUUCACCUUCGAAGUCCAGGUGUUAGAUGAUAAAAAUGUUCGUCGGCGGUUUCGGGCGAGUAACUAUCAGAGUACGACACGAGUGAAUCCGUUUAUCUGCACUAUGCCUAUGAGGCUGGAUGAUGGCUGGAACCAGAUUCAGUUCAACCUGUCAGACUUCACCAGGAGGGCCUACGGGACCAAUUACAUUGAGACACUUCGGGUACAGAUCCACGCUAACUGUCGAAUAAGGAGAGUGUAUUUCUCAGACAGACUGUACUCUGAGGACGAGCUCCCAGCGGAGUUUAAACUCUACCUGCCUGUCCAGAACCAGAAAGCCAAGCAGUAAAGAUCGUCCCCCUGCACUGUUCCCCAGAUCUGAUGUGGAGCUGUAAGAUUUCCCUGCGUGUAGACUCAUGAUGACAUUUAAUAAUAUAAUAUUAUUAUAAUUUUGGAAGUUUUAGUUUCGAGUGCUCUCUUGUGUUGCUCUCUGCACAAUAAAAUUUUUUAU